ACCUCCCAGCCGACCACCGACCACCGACCACCAACCACCAACAUCCACAACAUCAAUACCAACAACACAUGAGGGUACCAGCCGAAUAACCACGCCCAUGGACUUCCUAAAGCGCCUCGGCGCAGCCAUCGACCAGGACUACAUUCCCUGGAAGACCCUCAUCAUCACCUUCUCCGUCGCCGAAUACGCCCUCGAGUCCUACCUCACCUACCGCCAAUACCAAAUCCUCCGCUCCCAACAGAUCCCCGCCCAACUCAAAAAUGAAAUCGACCAAAAAACCCACGACAAAUCGCAAGCGUACGGACGCGCCAAAGCCAAAUUUGGCGUCGUCUCUGCCACAUUCAAUCAGAUGAAGAAUAUCGCUUUGAUCUCAUACAAUUUCUACCCGUCAUGGUGGGCGGUGUCCGGGCUGUUGAUUUCGAAAUAUGCGCCCUUGAGGUUCUCGGGCGAGAUUACGAGGAGUUUGGUGUUUGUCUUUUCGUACAGUUUCUUGGACACGUUGGUGGGGUUGCCGUUCAGUUACUGGCAUCACUUUGUGUUGGAAGAGAAGUUUGGAUUCAAUAAGCAGACGGUGGGACUAUGGUUGACGGAUUUGGUCAAAGGGCAGGCGCUGAGUUUGGCGUUUGGGAUACCGAUUGGGGCGGCUUUCUUUAGGAUUAUUCAGGCUACGGGUGAUAAGUUCUUCUUCUACAUCUGGGCUUUUAUGUUCGUGGUCCAACUCCUCGCUGUGACGAUAUACCCGAUUUUCAUCGUCCCCCUUUUCAACACACUCAAACCUCUAGAGGCCGGCUCUCUCAAAGAACGCAUCGAAGCUCUCGCAGCCAAACUCCACUUCCCGCUCGACAAGCUCCAAGUUAUCGACGGAUCGAAACGUUCCUCCCACUCUAACGCAUACUUCACCGGUCUCCCGGGUCUACCCAAGAAGAUUGUUCUCUACGAUACCUUGAUCGAAAAAUCCACGACUCCAGAAAUCGAAGCCGUACUCGCACAUGAACUGGGACACUGGAAGAUGGGACACACUGUAAAACUGUUGGGAAUCAGCAGUUUCCAUUUGUUCUACAUCUUCGCACUGUUUAGCGUGUUUAUCAAGAACAACAGCUUGUUUAAGGCCUUUGGAUUCGAAGUGGAAAGACCCAUCUUGAUUGGCUUCUUACUCUUCAACGAAGUCUUGAGCCCCACCGAUAGUCUGGUCAAGUUUGGGAUGAAUGCUUUGACGAGAAAGUUUGAAUUUGAAGCUGACGCCUUCUCCCACUCCCUCGGCUACGCAUCCGAAUUGGCCGCGGCGCUCAUCAAACUCCAGAAGCAGAAUCUGAGUUCCAUGGACGCUGAUUGGAUGUAUUCUGCCUUUCACUACAGUCAUCCCAUUUUGACGGAAAGACUAAAGGCCAUCGGGUGGACGUCGGAGAGAAAGAUUUCGGACGAAGAUGUGAAGAUUGGAGGGAAAGAUGCUCCUGCUGCUGCUAAGGGUGGCAGUGGAGAGAAAAAGGAGUUGUAGCAUUGAAUAAUUCCAAGUAAAGACCGUUAGCUAUUGAAAUUUUC
This is a messenger RNA of Sphaerulina musiva SO2202, 1539 nucleotides long. RefSeq names its product CaaX prenyl protease. The transcript has 4 exons. Gene Ontology annotation, biological process: CAAX-box protein processing. Bases 98 to 1495 code for a protein of 465 amino acids. Gene Ontology annotation, molecular function: metalloendopeptidase activity. Gene Ontology annotation, cellular component: endoplasmic reticulum membrane. Lineage: Eukaryota; Fungi; Ascomycota; Dothideomycetes; Mycosphaerellales; Mycosphaerellaceae. The record is from RefSeq and is a predicted model, not a curated record.